Arachis stenosperma is the source of this 843-nucleotide messenger RNA. RefSeq names its product non-structural maintenance of chromosomes element 4 homolog B-like. The record is from RefSeq and is a predicted model, not a curated record. Gene Ontology annotation, biological process: DNA repair. Lineage: Eukaryota; Viridiplantae; Streptophyta; Magnoliopsida; Fabales; Fabaceae. Gene Ontology annotation, cellular component: nucleus; Smc5-Smc6 complex.
AUGAUUAACGAUGAAAGGGACAAAAUCGCAAGGGCUGAUUCCAAGAAGUUUGAGUUGAUAUUUGGCGAAAUAGAGAGGUUGCAUCAACUAGUUACAAAAUCAAGAGAACAAGUGGCUGAUGCAAAGGCUUUGUUGGACAUAACAAAAUCCUUGGUAAUGUCUGUGAAGGGGCAUGCUAACGGUGUAGUCACUCCUUCAGAAUUUGUAUCACACAUUCUUGAAGAAUUUGGAGGACAGGGUGGAUCAAGUACUAGCACAGAAGGUUGCACCAGAAUCUCAAUAGCCUGGAAUGAUGUUGGACUAUCAGCAUCACAUGUUUUUAAAGCGGGUUCUAGCUGCUGUACAAUGAAUGGUCCCAUCUAUGCUAAAGUAAUGCAGAGGAAGGCUGUUAAUUAUAGAAGUAGGAAGCGUGUGAGGCCCAAUGAAUUGGCCCGACUAGAAGAGCUUGGCGAAGGUCCAAGAGAAGUGAAAGCUGAUAUAGAUAAAAACAUGUUAAUGAUGUUUAACAUCUUAAAGAAAAAUAUUGUUAAGCUUGAGAAUCUGAUUUUGAAUAGGAACUCCUUUGCUCAAACAGUGGAGAAUUUAUUCGCUUUAUCAUUCUUAGUCAAAGAUGGGUUGGCUGAAAUAAAAGUCAACGAGGCUGGAUCACAACUAGUAGAGUCACCUAGAAAUAGGGAUGUCAAUGCGGCAGGGUGGAGGCGAGGGAUGCCUCCCUGCUCCCCAUCCUCGCCCUCGGAUUUGCUCUCCAUCCCCGUCCUCAUUCUCCGCUGUGGGAGAAUAUUGCUCCUCAUUCCCAUUCCCCGCGGGGACCCCAUUCCCCAUCUACAUAAUAGUUCUAACUAA